Spodoptera exigua (beet armyworm) is the source of this 2597-nucleotide messenger RNA. Lineage: Eukaryota; Metazoa; Arthropoda; Insecta; Lepidoptera; Noctuidae. The record is from the annotation of a GenBank genome assembly.
AAACUUGAGUAAGUCAUUAUUUUAGAUAACAGAAAUAAAAUGAAAAUUCUACCUAAGAGAUCGGCCACAUCGGACACAGUUACAUGUUUGUUUCCUGUCUACCUGUUGACUACCACGAUAGCGUAUGUCCGCAUGCAUAGUGCUUGUGAUGGCUCAUUUAUAUAUAAGGAAAUGUCUGUCUCAUUUAUCACAAGUGCUGAAAUAAUUCACGAUAAAAGUAAAAUGUGUUUAUAAUAUAGCUUUCUAAGGUAAGGUUGAUUGUUAUCAUUCGAAUUAGUAAUAAGUUUUCGUUAGUCGGAUAUACAGUCUCGCAAUAGUCAAAAGGUUUCCUAAAAAAUAUGUUAAAUUAAUGUUUGAGAGGAUUAUUAUAUUUUAUUAUUUAAAACAUAUUUUGUUCUAUACACUUAAAAGUAUUUCUUGUUGAAGUAUAAAACAUAUAAAAUAUCAAUUACUGUACUUUGAAAUAUUCUAAAGUCAAAUUAAAAUAUACUUAUAAUCAUGAGGUCAGUCCUAUCUUAUAUUAUUUCAUUUUCCCUCGAAACAUUUGCUAGUUAUGUUUACCAAUGAAAUAACUAUAAUUUUAAUGUGGGUGAUUUAGUAAAAACUAUCUCGCACACUUUUAAUUGUAUUCUAAGUUGACAAAUAUUAAGUCCUAACCGAUAAGAGCGAGAUGGUCAAGUCAUAGAAUAAAAUAUACAGUACUUAUAUUCAUCGAACAAAACAUUGAAUGCUAUCUUUGCUUUACAGAGGGUUCCGUCCAUCAGCAAGUUCAGUUUUCCGCCCUAAAGACAAUGCCAGCUUUAAAGUAAGAAAUCGAUAAACGUUAAUAAUUAUUAGUUAAUUACUUACAUGUAUCAACAAAACUUCUUUAUUGUAAGGUAACAAUAUAAUAAAAAAUAUUUGAGCUAUACAUAAUAGCACUCUUGUAAAUAUCCUCAAUAGCUCAAGGUCACGUGGCGUGGACGGUUUAUCAGUAACUCGUAUUUCGCACUUUUGUUAGUAAAUCGAGUUGAUGUUCAUUUUCAUUUACUUACUAGACGUUAACAACAGCCCCGUCCGAAUAUCAUUUCAUUCCAGAGAAAACGAGUUGAGAUCGAAAUCAAACUUAUUAAUAGAAUCUCAAGGACUAGGUUUUCAAAAUCGAAGACUAAACUAAACGGAUUGUUGCGUUUGUUUCUUGAGUAUUUUAGUAAAUUGUAUUAGAUUUCAAACUCCCAGUCCUUCCUAUUGUCCAUUAAGUAACAGCAAGUAAAAUAUUUAGUUUAUUAACCUAUAGAUAGAAUGUGUCAUAAAAAUUGGAAACAUUCGUACUGUUAAUAUUAUGUUACAACAAUAAUUAGACAAUAUAUUGUAUCUAUGACCUCUUAGUAUUUCAAUUUCACCGAGCUACGCGAUAAUCGUACCCUCUGAAACAAUACCUUUAUCAUAUAAACCUAUGCAUGAGUGUGUAAUCUCCGAAAAAUCUGUCUGUCAGAUGUCAUUUUUUGUAACCUGUCAACAACAAAGUUCUAGAGACCUUUACUACUAUCUUUUGCCCCUUUUACCUUUCCAGCUCUACCCUGAACCUACCCCUUUAUUUCUAAGAACAUUUUCCUUGCAGUUACAGAUACGACCUAAAUGUUUCUGUUCUUAUUAUUUGGGAAACAAUUUAACAAAUCGUUUAUAUAAUAGAUGUUGUAAAACUUUGAAUUACAUUCCGUUUGAUUACUUUUCAUGUUUAAGACUUUUUAUCGAAUAAAUGGCAACCAAGCUGAAUCUCAAUGAAUAGAACAAGACUUGCUAGACACGUAACUAAAGUAAUAUUGAAUAUUAAAAGAAAACGUGAAUUAACUGAGAAAAGCUCAACCAGUUUCAAGUCAAAAUGAGACUCAUUGAUAAGACAAGUCGAGUGAUCACGCGGCUGGGCCGGCAAACGCUUGGAAACAGAGCCUAAAAUCUACGUCAAUCCCCAAGUAUUCCCAACUUAGAGUGUGACACAAUAAGCGUGGCAUGUAACACUGAUUCGACUCAGGAAUUGAACCUAACCCCAUCGCCGCUGAACGAGCCGGUCAACAUCGUCACCAACGCUACCGCACCGUUGCAGUUGGAAGCAAGCGCACGCCUUUGACGGUAGCAGGCGCAAUUCCAGCUGCGUGAAAAAGAGCCCCGUCGUGACUUUAAACUGGAAGAAGUUCGUUUCUCAGUCGUUAUUGUCAUUAGUAUGUUUCAAGAUUAUUACUAAGUAGAGAUUUAAUAAAAACAUGAAUAUCAAACUUUGUUGAGUUUUUGACAGAUUACAAAAAAUCUAGAUGUAGAAGGUUUUAGUUUAUUCACCGUUAAUGUCCUAAUUCGUCAUCUCUUUAUGAAAAAGCUAUUGUUAAAUAGGUUUUUUUAAGAUGUUUGUUUACCGUCAGACAUAUGUUUUGUUACAAAUUACUAAGAAAAAAUAUAUAUAUUAUUACAAAAUAAGUAUUCUUGUAUUAGAGAUAAGUAUGUAUCUUAUAAUCUAAUAUGGCUUAUUUAUUGCUUCUUGAUAUUGCCACUAAAUACUAGAUAGCCUUGUAAAAAGGCAAGUUGAAUGUCCAUAAUUGCUGAAGUUAUAGAUGCGAUAAAAAAAA